AUGGCUGAGGCAGAGACAAAAGGGACCUACCUGCCGGAGGACGGACAGACGGAGCGGCCGCCUCGCUCGCUCGCCUUCUUCGCCUCUCACGGAGCGGAAGCGACGAGAGGGCGCCGCUCUCCCGCACUGCGCACGCGCGGCCGGGCGGCCAUCUUGCGGCGAGCCGGAAGGAGGCGGGGCGAAAGAGAGAGAGAGACAGACAGCGAAGGGAAGCCCCGCCUCCCCCGACGAGCGAUUGGGCGAGGGCGCGGCGGGCCCCUCCCCCUGCCGCAGACGGGCAGGCCGCGCAGGGCGGAAUGGUGUUUUCGGAAGGUCACAGACUGGCGGAAGAAGAUCGAGGAAGGUAUCAAGCACAAGGUGUUUUGCAGGCUACCAGACGGCGUCGCCCAGAGGGCUCCUGGGAGCUCUGUCCGCCAACUGCUGUGUGAUGACGUGGCCUGCAAGGUGUGUGAGCAAGCAGCUCAGGAGGCCUCGCAGCUGAUGAGCAGCAGCAGAGCAGGCGGCUACAAUUUCCCCAGCAUCUGGGCCCCGCUCUCCCAUGGGCCUUGUGUUGGGCACCCGCUCCAGCUUGACACACCUGAUUCCUUUCCACAGAGUGCCAGCGCUCCUGACCCCAUCUCUAGAGAUCCUCCCGUCACCCCGACAAGACCGGCCUCGUGCGGCAGGCCUCUACGUCCCUCCAACUUCCCAGCGGACAAUAGGGAGCAAACCUUCUCCAUCGCAGAGCGUGUUUCCGAGGGCUCAAGGGGAAGCAGCCGCCUUUCUGGCGGCCUAAUCGGACAGGAGGAAGAAGUCCUCUUCUCGUCCACUACGCAAGAGAUGUCACAGAUGAGCUGGACGGCGUCUGCUUCCAACCUGUCAGAGUUGUCUUUCAGCAGCUUGGAGGGCGGCAAAUCUUGCAGGUGCGGCCAGGUUCCCCGUAAACCGCGCAAGCGCCGUAGGGACUCCAGCCGGGUCAAGAGCUCUGCGGAAUCCCAGACGAGCGGCAGAGACACGGAGAGUUUCUUUCUCCGGAUGAGAAUGCACUCGCAGAGCUCGCCCAGUGAGGCCAGCCAUGGCCGGGGACGCAAGACGACGUCACCUCGAGAGGGAAGGAGUGAAGCCCCCCGUAGCACGAGGGACCCAUCUUCCAGCAGGGCCCAGGCGUUCGUGUUUACAGCAGCUGACAUCUCCUUUCUGGACCAGGCCGUGGUAGCAAGCUUGGAAUCACACCUGCUGGGGAAGAGGGUGCAGCACCUUCUGGGGCUGCCCUCAGCCCUCCUCAGGUCCCUCCAAGGCUUUGUGCCCUCUGCUCCGCGUCCUGCGCCCCAGCGGGGCCCUGUGGGUGUUACUGUGGUGACGGGUCCUCAAGCCCUCUCCUUUGUGGCUGAGAGAGCAAAGAAGAGGCUGGAGCUCCACCUGAAGAAAAUGGUCCAGAUGAAGCAUUGGCAGCUGCCCCAGAGGGUGCAGGAGGCCCUCAGGCAAAUGAAGCCACCUUCACAGCCUAGAGAGACGCCUACAUUCCCUCAGAAGAAGACGCCGAGCUCCUCCAAGAAGCUUGCAAAGGAGAGCUGCUCAGUGCUGAGCUGUACCCAGAAGCAGCAGACGUUGCAGAGGAAUUUGGCCAAGAGAGCCCUUGAGAUGCAACUGGGUGUGUCCACUCCUAAAGUCCAUCAGUUUCGGAAAGCCUCCCCUCAAGCCCCAAAGCCUGCGCUCCCCAAAGUCAUCCCGCCUAGGUUGAGACCUCCAGAGCCGAGAUCCCAGCAGAUCCAUUUUCUGGACCUGCAAGCUCUCGGUCACAUCCAGCUCAACAUUACCCACAAGAAGUUGACCUAUCGCUUGGGGCUGCCCUCGCUGUACCAUAGGUCCCUUGCCCAGCUGUUCCCGGGUGCUGUGUUUCAGGCGCCCACCUUCCCCUUGCCCAGAAGAUCUGCGGCGUUCAGCUUCACCUCUACACACAUUCGGUUCCUCUGUCCGAAGGCCCGAGAGGAGCUGGAGUGGCAUGUCAGAAGGAAGACUCUGCAACAUGCCUGGGGGCUCCCAGGGCUCGUUCAAAGGUCCCUCCGGAUCCUCCUAUCAACCUGCCAUCAGGUUUGCCCCAGGAACGCCAGGGCUGGUCAGGUGUCCAUUUCCAUACCCGAGCUCUCGUUCCUCAGCAGGGCCACCCAGAGGGAGCUGGAGAAGAAUGUGCAGAAAAGGAUUGUCAACCAGCGUUGGAGGCUGCCCCAGAGGGUCCUUGACUCCAUGAAGCUCCUCUACCCACAGGGUCAGCUUGGCAACAUAACGGGAUCCAAGCCGAGUUCCUCCAAGAAGCUUGCAAAGGAGAGCUGCUCGGCGCUGAGCUGUGCCCGGAAGCAGCAGGCGUUGCAGAAGAAUUUGGCCAAGAGAGCCCUUGAGACGCAGCUGGGUGUGUCCGCUCCUAAAAUCCAGCAGUUUCGGAAAGCCUCCCCUCAAGCCCCGAAGCCUGCGCUCCCCAAAGUCAUCCCGCCCGGGUUGAGACCUCCAGAGCCGAGAUCCCAGCAGAUCCAUUUUCUGGACCUGCAAGCUCUCAGUCACAUCCAGCUCAACAUUACCCACAAGAAGUUGACCUAUCGCUUGGGGCUGCCCUCGCUGUACUAUAGGUCCCUUGCCCAGCUGUUCCCGGGUGCUGUGUUUCAAGCGCCCGCCUUCCCCUUGCCCAGAAGAUCUGCGGUGUUCGGCUUCACCUCUACACACAUUCGGUUCCUCUGUCCGAAGGCCCGAGAGGAGCUGGAGUGGCAUGUCAGAAGGAAGACUCUGCAACACGCCUGGGGGCUCCCGGGGCUCAUUCAAAGGUCCCUCCGGAUCCUCCUAUCAACCUGCCAUCAGGUUCGCCCCAGGAAUGCCAGGGCUAGUGAGGUGUCCAUUUCCAUACGCGAGCUCUCCUUCCUCAGCAGGGCUACCCAGAGGGAGCUGGAGAAGAAUGUGCAGAAAAGGAUUGUCAACCAGCGUUGGAGGCUGCCCCAGAGGGUCCUUGACUCCAUGAAGCUCCUCUACCCACAGGGUCAGCUUGGCAACAUAACGGGCCCCGAGCCCUAUGCUGUCUGUCGGCAGAGAAGGCAGAAGGCCCAGAGGAUGGUUGUUCCAGCCCCACCGCUGCUCCCGCCCACUCAGCUGGCCAAGACUCAGGUGGUCCUGCAGCCCCACCUUGCAAAGAAGAGCCUGGAGAUGAACUUGGAGGUCUUCCCUGCUGCCGUCAGAGUCUCCUGGAGAUGCAGGCUCCUCGUUCUGAGGAGGCCUCUCCCUAAGGUGAUCUGCCCAGGCCACAAGCCUUUGCUGCCACGCAGACCCUUGCCUCUCUCGGUGUUCACGGAGCAGGUGAGCCGGAUCGAAGUGGCAGUGAAAUGCAGCCACCUGGCAUCCUUGUGGGGGCUGGGCACCCGCUACGCGGAGACGCUUAGGGCAAUGAGGUCGCCUGGACAUUCCAGGCAGAGAAGGACAGCCUUCACCUUCAGAGGAGUGCAGGUGACGAUCCUUCCACAAACAGAAGCAGAAGCUCUGGAGCGUCACGUCAGCAGGAAGAGGCUCCAGCACGAGUGGGGCUUCCCAGUCCUUGUUCAGAGGUCGCUCAGGUACCUCGUUUGUGAGCCGCCCCCUCUGCUUCCCCUGAGGCAGCCGGGGGUCUCUGCCCGUGUCCUGGUGCAGGACUUGUGCCUUCCGCAGAGCUUCCGCAACCGCCUCGAAUUGCAUGUGCAGAAGAUGAAGCUGCAGCGCCUUUGGGGGCUGCCGAGGAGGGUGGUGGAGUCUCUGAGGUCGCUCUUUCCGGAGCUCAAGGCUGCUCCCCACCGACAGAAAUCACCUGCUGAACGGGGGGCGAAAAGCACGCUCAGGAAUGUUGGGCCUGAAAGCCUCCCUGUCACCCCCGUCGUGGGCACCCUCUGCGCCGUCUGCCGUAAAAGGAAAGCGGACGCAGUGUCCCGGGGGUUCCCCAGUGUGGGACGCCAGAACCUGGAGAAGAUCAGGGUCCACUCGGCCAAGAAGUCCAUGGAGGUGCAUUGGGAGAUUUUCCCAGCCGUUGCUGUGAGCUCUUGGAGACGGGUGGUUUUGACAUCCAGGCAGCCUCUGCCCAAGCGGAUUCUCCGUGGCGUCAAGCCCUUGCAGCCCCGGAAGCUCGUCCUGACCUUUGUACUGGCCGAGGACUUCAAGAAGAUCGAGGUGUCUGUGCAGCGUUACCACCUGAGCUCCCUCUGGGGGCUAGGCCAGCGGUAUGUGGAGGCCCUGAGCGCAAUGGCCCCUGCACCGCACCCACAACCUCCCAGGUCCAGGAAGGCUUCUCUUGGGUUCUCCCAGGCCCAGACUCUGUUUCUCCUGCAAGAGGACCGGGAGUCCUUGGAGCGGCACGUGAGAAAGAAGAAGCUCCAGCACGAGUGGGGCUUCCCCGUCUCUGUCCAGAGCUCUCUCAGGGCUUUCAUGCAAGGUCCCCCCCUGCCAGGACAGGUGCCGCUUCCAGGGGCUUCCCGCAGAACCAAGAUCUGGGUCCAGACGCUGCACAGGGAGCUCUUGUUUCUUCCUCGCAGCACCCGCGUGCGCCUGGAGCACCACAUCCAGCGGCUGAAGCUCCAGAGGCAGUGGGCAUUGCCCAGGAGGAUCCUCGAAUCGAUGCAGUUGCUGUUCUCGGGGGAGAAGAUGCUGCCGGUGAGAAGUUCUUCGCGGGAGUCCAGCUUUGGGGCUUGUGCCAAACCGUGGACAGUUGGUGCCAAGGGUGUUGAGCCGGUCAGGGAGAAGGGCAGAAGGAUGGUGGGUGAAGCCAUGUAUUCCGCCAAGCUGUGUCUCCCACUGGAGGGCAUGUCUCUGGAGAAGCUGCAGCUUCACGUGACUAAGAAGAGUUUGGAGGUGCACCUAGGGGCCUUCCCUGCUGUGCCCAGACACUCUAGGCAAAGGGCAUCGCUGUCCCUCAGCCAGACUCUCCCCAGGCUGAUCCGUCCCGGCUCGGCGACACUGAGACCCCGUAGCUCUUGCCUCUUGUUCAGUGUAGAUCAAAUGGGUCAGAUUGAACUGGCCGUGCAGCACAACUACCUGGCCUCCCUGUGGGGGCUGGGGACACGCUAUGUGCAGGCGGUGGCUGCAAUGGCCCCCUGGCCGCCCUUCCGAACUCCAGCCAGGCGCAGAGGGGCCGCCUUCGAGUUUUUGGCAGUGGAGACGCUGUUCUUCCAGAGGUUGUCCAGAGAGGAAUUGGAGCUGCACGUCAGGAGGAAAAGGAUGCAGCACAUGUGGGAGUUUCCUGCCCUCGUGCAGAGGUCGCUCUGGGGCUUUAUGCAGGGACCACCCAGGCUGCCCGGCCUUCCCAAGACCAGCAUUCAGAUCUGUGUGCUGCGUCAAGAGCUGCUUUUCCUUCCUCGGCGCAUGUGCAGCCUCCUGGAAUUUCACAUUCAGAGAAGGAAGCUGCAGCGGAGGUGGGGUUUGCCACAGAAGGUCCUGGACUCCCUGCAGCAAUUUCUCUCCACUCCUCCCCCAGGAAGGGCUCCGCUUCCUCAGAGCGGCAAGGAAAAGAAAUUGACAAAGGCCACGGGAUCCCGGGCGGCUGAUGCGAGGCUGAGGAAGACCUGCAAUGUUCCCCCAGUGAAGAAGCAAUGUUUGGAGAGCUCUACCAGAGCUACUCUGGAUACCCACCUCAAGAAGAAGGCUCUGGAGAGCAAAUUCCAGUUGAUGAAGGCACCUGCCGGCCCCAUCAGACGAGCCCCUCUCCCUAAACCUCCUUCCCUUCCCUCUGGGGUGAGACCCAGAAGGCCCCUCCUGCUUUUUGUCGAGCAAGAGGCUCUGUUGAAGAUCCAGCUGAACAUCAAGCAGAAGCAUCUCACGUGUCUUUGGGGCCUACCCAGUUUGCAAAUCAAAUCCUUGACCAAGAUGUACGGGAAAGUUCCUGGGCCGCCGCUGCCAGGAAAAAUCGCCGCAGUCGGAAGCUCAGCAAAGGCCCUGGGGAGAGAAACACCCAAGGGCCCUGGAGCAACAGGCCUUAAACCCUGGAAGUGGGGGGCAUCUUUCCUCACACAGGAUGCCUCAGAUCUUCUGGAGAUGCACGUUCUGCGGAAGAAGCUGCAGCACACGUGGGGCCUGCCAGCCACAAUUCUGAAAUCCCUCUCUGCAUUUCCCCGGCCCCCCUCUAAAUUGCAAAGGUCUCCAACCCGUGCAGUAAAAGUAAGGGUCGUAACAACCCAGCGCCUGGUCUUCCUGGAUCCCGCCACAGCGGGGAGCCUGGAGGCCCACUUGAAGCGCCGGACUGCGGCACACAGAUGGGGCAUUCCCAAACUGGUCCAGGAGUCGGUCAAGGUGUUCCUGCCUCCUGGGUCUGCUCCCCAAGCUGAUCAGGCACAAAUCCCACUAUGCACCUGCAGCAAAGACCUCCAAACCCCUCUGGGCACUCGUGGCCAGCGCCUCCAGGCAGCUGCAUCGCCUUCCCAAGCUGAUCAGGCACAAAUCCCACUAUGCACCUGCAGCAAAGACCUCCAAACCUCUCUGGGCACUCGUGGCCAGCGCCUCCGGGCAGCUGCAUCACCUUCCCAAACUGACCAGACGCAAAUUCCACUCUGCACCUGCAGCAAAGACCUCCAAACCCCUCUGGGCACUCGUGGCCAGCGCCUCCGGGCAGCUGCAUUGCCUUCCCAAGCUGACCAAAUUCCACUAUACACCUGCAGCCAAGACCUCCAAAUGCCACUGGGCACAGGUGGCCAGGGCCUCCAGGCAGCUGGAGGAGAAGCCCAGAGCCCGCUGGAGAAGCAGGUGGAAAGUGAACGGCAGCAACUACCCAGAACAGGAGGGCAACCCUCAGAGCUAUCUCCAGGAGGGAGGCACCUGGGAACCUCAUGGCAUGGAAGAGAGGCUCCAAAGAGAGAAUUAGACCUGUUGCCAGUGGUAACAACAUGCCUUACGGAUGAGGCCAGGGAAUAUCUUGAAUUCCAUGUAAAGCGCAAGAGGGUCCAGCAUGACUGGAGCCUGCCGUCCGCUGUGCAGAAAUCCCUACGGGCCUUUGCCCCACCUCCCCCUGAGCUGCAAGGGCCUGCAAAGGCUAGAGCAGUAGUACUCGUCAGCCCUGAGAAAACGGGGGGCCAAGGGAAAGGGGGCGCAGCUGCCCACCCACCACAGUCUGUGACGGAGGCGAUGAUUCCUCGCCGGAUCCUGCGUUUUCUGUGUCCAAAUGUAAAGGAUUGCCUGGAAACCCACGUGAAGAAGUGGGCCACAGAGCACAGGUGGGGGCUGCCCCAGAUGGUUCGGCGUUCAGUGAGGGCGGCUCUUCCUGCUCAACAGAAGUCCAGUGCGGGAGAAAAAAAGCACCCCGAGCGACUCUCAAAACGUCACCACGACUCGCCCCAGCGGCACGAAGUCCAUUCCCAUUCUGAGGGAGAAGAGUCUAAGGGGGUUCUCCAUGCUGGAGAAAGCAAGCGUCCUGUACAACUCUCAAAAUAUCACCGUGACUCCUCUCAGCAGUGUGGAAUCCAUUCCCAUUCUGAGGGAGAAGAGUCACCAGGGCUUCUCCAUGCUGGAGAAAGCAAGCAUCCUGUACAACUCUCAAAAUAUCACCGUGACUCCUCUCAGCAGUGUGGAAUCCAUUCCCAUUCUGAGGGAGAAGAAUCGCCAGGGCUUCUCCCUGGUGGAGAAAGGAGGUCUCCUGUACAAGUCUCCAAACACCACCGUGACUCCUCCCAGCGGCAAGAAAUCCAUUCCUAUUCUGAGGGCAAAGAGUCCCUGGCGCUGCAGCCGUCCAAAAAAGCAUCCCCUCAAAAGCCAAAGGGUCAUCAGAGGAAACAACGGCCAGCCAGAAACGUGGGCACAACUGCCGAGAUAUCGUCCACGCUGAAGCCACCUUUCCUCACGGAUGAGGCCUUUCAGCUGCUUGAGUUCCACAUCAUACACAAGAGAAUUCAGCAUGCGUGGGCCACUCCGUCUGUUUUGCAGAAGUCCCUCGAAGCCCUGGCCCCGUUUGCCCUCCACCGGGGAGAGGACGCCCCCAAGACGCAUCGUUGGGAUGGAGAAGAAGUGAGGGUCAUCGCCAACGACCUCUCGUUCCUUAAGCCAGACACCAAGGAGCGCCUGGAGGCCCACAUUACGACCUUGACUACCAGGCACAGGUGGGAGAUCCCGAAACGCGUUCAGCAAUCCCUGAAGACCUUUAUGGCCUCCAGGCCCCCCUCCCAAUCUGAAGUGGGUCUCUUGCCUUGCCAGUGCAAAUCCUGGCAGGCGGCCAGAGACGAUUAUCAGACGAGUGACGACGACAACAAAGGCUCUCCUCAAGGAACAGAGGGCAGGAGGAGGGCAACCAAGAAGCAAAAGGUCCUCUUGCAAGGCCAGCGGGGAACAGCGACACGUGUGGGGCAUGAAGCGAGUGUUUUCUUAUUUCCCGGGGUGAGGCUGCCGUUCCUCCAGCACGAGGCCCAGAAUGUUCUGGAACUCCACAUCCAACGCAAGAAGCUCCAGCAUGCCUGGGGCCUGCCCUCCGCUGUGCUCAGGUCCCUGCAGGCAUUCGCUGCUCCUCCCCCCCUUGAGUCGCACAAGAAAAGGCCACCAAGAAAGAUUAUGGCUGGUCGGAUUCCAUGGGAGGAAGGAGACUUGCAGAGUGUUAGUCGGAGCCUCUCCUUCCUCAGCCCAGAAAGGAAGGAGCAUCUGAAUGGCCACCUGAGGCGUAUGAUUGAGAAACGCAGGUGGGGCCUUCCGGAACGCGUCCAGCAGUCGCUGAGGGCCUUCAUGACUUCCAGGCCUGCUUCCCAACCUGAACUGGGUCGGCCACGGCAGCCCUCGCCUCCUCCCUCAACAUCACCCCAGGAUGCGGCUGAUUCAGAGACUGAAGGCGACAACCAGUUGGCUUCUGGGACAGAAGGAGACAAUGAAGACGACUCCAGCAGAGAGGCAACGGAGAAGCUCCACCACAAGAGAGAAGCAGCAGCUUCAGCUGCCCACGUUGAUGUGUCAACUUUCUUCUUUCCUGAGGUGGCGUCUCCUUUCCUGCCGCAAAAGACCCAGAAUGCUCUGGAGUUCCACAUCCAACGCAAGAGACUCCAGCAUGCCUGGGGCCUGCCCUCCGCCGUGCUGAAGUCCCUGCAGGCAUUCGCCCCUCCUUCCUUUGAGUCGCACAAGAAAAGGCCACCAAGAAAGAGCGUAGCCCAUCCGUUUCCUUGGGAUGAGGGAAACGUCAAAAUUACGACUCGGGGGCUCUUGUUCAUCAACUCGGAGGUGAAGGAGCGUCUGGAAGCGCACGUGAGGAGUCUGACUGCAGGACACAGGUGGGGCCUCCAAAAACACGCUCAGGAAGCCAUGAGAGCGUUUCGGCUUCCCAGGCCCCCUUCUGUUGUAGAAAUGGGGCCGGAAACUCAGCCCCGUGACUAUCAAGAGGCCUUUCGUAUCCGCUCCCCGUUUGAGCUGGGAAGCUCUGUGCGGAAACGGCAGGACAGGCAGAACGUGUCAGGUGAGCUGGAGGAGGAAACGCUGUUGGCAGCGACCCCGUCUGCCACUUCUGCAACAAGCAUAAGCUGUGAAAGAGAGCUGCCUUUCCUUGCUGGCCAUCUCCAGGACUUUCUGGAGUUCCACAUUCAACGCAAGAAGAUCCAGCAUGACUGGGGCCUGCCAGCCACCGUCCAGAGGUCGCUGCGUGCAUUUGCUCCAGUUCCCCGGGGACUACAGGAGAGUCCUUUGACCGGCACAGGAGCGAGAAUCGCUGCAGCAAGAGGAAAGGGCGUUGCCGCAGGAACAAGAGCAGGCACCAAGAAAGGACGCAACGGCAAGGAGGUCCAAGUUGGUGCCAAACAGCUGCAUUUCUUGCAUGCAGGCACAAAGGAACAUCUGGAGAAGCACAUCCGGGGCCUGAAAGUGGAGCACCGAUGGCACGUUCCCAAAGUGGUCCAGGAGUCGGCGAGGGCGUUUAUUCUUCAUGCUCAUGGACCAGAGGAGGAGGAACAGCCGUCCACGUAUGACCAGACACUUGACAUGUCAGACACCCCGUUUAAGACGGAAACGGAACAAGAAUCCAGCUCGAGUUGGGAAGAUCCACGCAUCUACCACCCAGAGCUUUUUCCCGAACAAGGGCAAGACAGCGGAGAGGCUUCGUGGGUGGAAACAGAAGAGCCGUCCCUCUGCCUCUGCGGAAAAACGCGGAACCACACAGCUGCCCAGGAGGCAAGGGGAGGCUGGGAGGCUGGGAGAGAAGCUCCCCGCAGGAGCCGAUUGCAGGAGAAACCUUUGCAGGGGUCUUGGUUGAAGAAGCCCAGGCAAGUGCAGCGCUCAAGGAUUCCUGACAGGAUGCAGGAGCCUGGGGUCCCCCCUCUCCUGCAGCCCACUCGCAGACCCCAAAAGUACAUACACAAUGCCAGCCGUCGGCCGGAGAGGAAUCCCAGCUCCCAGAGGGUGAGAUAUACCUGCGGAAGAAUCACUCACCUGGCAGCACGCUCUUCAAAUACAUCCCUUGGGAAGAGGAAGAAGAAGAUGAUGACAAGGGUUCCAUGGCAGCCGGAGGGUAGCUUUGAAGGGAUGGCAGACGACAGCCACCUUCCACCUGGGCAGCUUCCGCUGUUGCCAAAGGGCUCUGAAGCUGGCUGGGAGCACAGGAAGGUUUGCAAGCUACCCAACUGCUCCUCUCCGUCCCAUUUUUCGAGGAAGGCCACUGCCGCCGCCUCCUCCUCCUCCUCACAGCUGGCAGUAGAGCAGAGAUGGCAGCAGCAGGAGCAAGAGGAAGGUGCAGAAAAUGGCAAAGAGGGAGGCUCGUCUUCUCUGCUCUCAGAGGAUAUUGAGCAAGUUCCUGGUCCAUCCUCUGGAGAAAGCAUCAGGGAUGCUUCUCUGCCAGAGCAAGAAGCCACUGAGGCAGACCUUAGGCCUCUGCAGGGGACAGAGAGCGUACAGCAAAGCAGCCUUUUUGCCCCCCAACAGGCUUUCCUGGAGCAGGCAUACGCCGUCGAACCCCAGUCGUCCUACGAGGAGGUAGUGGCCAGAAACUACAGGAUGGCAGGCAGCAUUCGCCAGGUGAAGUCAAGGAGCGGCCUGCGGACAGGAGGCAGGAAGGUGGGCUGGGGGAGGGAGAAGAGGAUGGACUCGCCCAGCCAGACCAUGAGAGAUGCCGACUGGGCCACCGAAACAGGGCGCCAGGCAUCUUCCGCCACCAAGGAGCUGGGAAGAUGGUCCUCGGAGUCCCUGUGCCAGGAGUGCCUCAGCCUGAAAUCUCCCUCUUGGAAGGAAGGAAGCGAGGAGGACUCUGCAGGGGCCCCGCUCCAUCAAGGAGCCGGAGGCCUGGAGGAGGCCUUGAGCGACAGCCCCAAAGACUCCGAGUGGCAAGCGCUCCCUGCGUCUCCAAAGGAAGGCUUCCUGGGCGCAGAGGGAGAGUUCCAGAGGCACUCGGCCCCGGACAACGAAGAGGCAGUGGAAGGACAGGAGGAUCAGGGGACCUCCUCGGGCUCUGAGGAGCAACGCCCCGUGUCGGUGGGGAGCAUGUCCCAGUUCAGCACCGAGUGGGAGUGGGAGCAGGUCGGGGACUGGGACAGCAAGGAGGAAGGGUUUGCGAGAAGCGACUGGAUGGUAAAAGAGGAGGAGGAGGAGGAAGGAGGAGGCAGCAGUGGCGGCAAUUGGCCGGGUGCAGGCCGAGAAGCAACGGGGAGCCGCAGGCAUGAAAAUUCCCCAACAAACAGCCAUUCCCUGGCGUCCCUGAAGAAGGCGAAGCCUUCCCAAACAGCCUUGCUUUGGGAAGCAAGAUUCGUCCUGAGUAAUAUGGCAACGGAAUCGGCUUCUGAGCCACAGCAGGCAAUAGCAAAAGAGGUUACAGAAGGGAUGGUGCCCCUUGGUCAAACCGCUUCACCCGCCGCCAGCCAGGGCUCUGGGGAGCGAAGCCGCUACUCGCAGUUCGUAGGCACGGCGCCUUCUGAUGAGAAAGUGACCCUCCUUAGUAAGAUCUUGGAGAGGAAACUGUCCUUGGAUCAAGGGCUGCAGGUCCUCAGACACGGUGGCGAGAGGCGAAGCAAGUAGGAGAAUUCUGGGUUUUAAACGGGAAGAUUGCAUAUUGUAAUAUUCACCAAUAAAUGCCUAGCUCACUA
Messenger RNA from Podarcis raffonei (Aeolian wall lizard), 11999 nucleotides. RefSeq names its product SPATA31 subfamily C member 2 (gene SPATA31C2). NCBI's taxonomy places the organism in Eukaryota, Metazoa, Chordata, Lepidosauria, Squamata, Lacertidae. The record is from RefSeq and is a predicted model, not a curated record. Bases 1 to 11931 code for a protein of 3976 amino acids. The transcript is spliced from 5 exons.